AUAAAUACACGUCAGUGUAGCUCAGUGUAUCGUCAUAUAUAUAAUCGAGAAAAUGACAUUGAAUCAUUUUCCAGAAAAUUUGCAUUCAAGAAGUUAGAACUAUCGCUUUCCAUUAUAACUGUACCUUGGCUUGUUUGAAGCUGUUCUAUUGCCAUUGAUACAAGUUCAAACCAGAUAUUUUCAAAGAACCAAGAUGGCUGAUAAAACCACGACAAAAUCAAUGGGUUUUUGCCUGUCUCUUCUGAUUUGCUUCAUGAAUAUCCACUUAGGAUCAGGGGCCUUUGGCUUUGGAGGAGAGGAUAAGGUUUUACUGUCAGAAGUGGAAACCUUGACCUUGUACAAUGGCCGAAUGACAAACUCUAGGCGGAGCGGUCCUAUCCCGCAGUUGAAGUGUGAAGGAGGAUCGGCUGGAUGUGGAACCUUUGUUCCUCAGGUAGUCCAGUGCACGAACAAGGGAUCAGAUGGGCGCGACAUUCAGUGGGAGUGUAAGACAGACAUGGAUAACACCUACAGGUUCGGGAGAGUGGAGGUGUCCUGUGAGGGGUUUGACUACCCAGACGACCCUUACAUACUGCGAGGCUCCUGUGGUCUCGAGUACACCAUUGAUCUAACCCAAGAAGGUCAGCAGAAAAAAAAUCAAGGUCAUCACAACUAUGGCAGCAAUUACGGAGGUCACAGCGAAGACUACCAUGACCGUUCAUCCUACCAGUCUAGUAAGAGUUACAGUAAGGCCAGAUCCAUCGUGGGGGACCUGGUUCUCCUGUGUGCUAUAGGAGGAGUGGUGUACGUCAUCUAUAAGACCUGUAUCGCUGGCGGUCAACAGGCAGAAAACAGAUACCCCAAUCAAGGACAGGACAACCGAUUUGGUGGCAGUCAGCCUCCACCCCCGGGGUUCAGACAGGACUAUAUGCCAGGUGGAGAUUCGUGUUCCGGAUCCUCUUACUACAGUGGUGGUCAAACCAACUAUGGCAACCAUGCCCGACCAGGUAACACUGGGGGCGGCUUCUGGACUGGUGCUGCCACUGGUGGUCUCCUUGGAUACAUGUUUGGGAACAGGGGCAACAAUCACUACGGCAGCAGGACAUACACUCCUUACACUGGUUCCUCCUUCUGGGGUCAACCCCGCACGCAACACCGCUCUUCUGCUUUCUCUGGGGGCUCCUCUUUCUCAUUUGGAGGGGGUGGAAGCUCCGGUACCAGAACGGCCUCUGGCUUUGGUGGAACCAAACGCAGAUGAUUUCAUCAGUAUCCAGGUCAUUUUGAAGAUAGAGUGUGUCCUUGGUAUUUUGGGACAUGCAGUGGAUACAAAAGAAGAAACAGUGUGGAAAUGACUGUACAAAGUUAAAAAAAAUCCCAAUAAACCAGUCUUCAUUCAAUAUUGAAGAUCAUCACAAUCUUAACUAGCAUUAUUCCGAAAUGCAAUAUGCUCUGAAUACUAUAUUACCUAAUCAGAGAAAUAUAUUGAUGUCAUUGAGAUUGGACAUUCCAAACAGUGAUAAUGAAGCUUAAGUUUAGACUUCACAGAAAUAAUAACAGCAGUACAAUGUUCUUUUCUCUUGUUUAAAAAAUGUUUUUAAAAUAUUGUGACUAUAAAUCAGAUUUUUUUUUUUUUUUUUGCUUGUUUCUAAUGUAAUUUGUCUACUUAUAAAGUAUUUAAAAGUUUAAAGGAUGAUUUCAAAGUAAUUUGAAUUUUAAUAGACAAAAAAAUAGAUAAUUAAUGGCUGUUUUUGUUUUUAGAAACAUUCUAAAGAACUUCUUUACCGGUGAUUUUUUACCCUAAAUUUGAACAAACAAAAAGAUAGUUAGACAUGUUUUGUUUACGGGAUAUAUAUAAAAAAAUAAACAAAUUUUGAUUUGAUGGAGAUCAUUUACACAUUGUUCAGAAAAUAUAUUGAAUUAUUCCAGAAUUUGUAUUUAAGUCUUGUAGGAUUUCUAUAUGUUUUAAACUGUCAUCCUUGUAUAAAAUGCAAUGUUUGUACAUUAACAUAGAUUAUCAUAGAUAUAGAUCUACAACUGUGAUAUGUGUGAGUGCUCAACACAUGAUAUAAAUGAGUUAACUAUAUUGUGUAAGGUGUGGAUAAUAUUGUGUACUAUGUCUUUAGAAGAUUACAAAAAUAUAAACUAGAAACUCCUUUGAAAACCAAGCAGAGAUAGGGUGUGUUUUUUUGUAAUAAGUAGAUCUUUUUAUAUCGUUAAACUUAUUAAGUAAACUCAAUCAAAUCUAGAAUCUUCUGCCUAUUCAAUUUAUAGUUGGUCAGUGGUCAUCGUCGGAUAGCCAUGGUUGAUUUCACUUCGCUACUCACUCUUCAGACGGCUGACUUCACUUCGCUACGCACUUAUCAGACGGCUGACUUCACUUCGCUACGCACUCAUCAGACGGCUGACUUCACUAUGCUACUCAAUCAUCACUGAUGAGUAAGUAGCGUAGUGAAAUCAGCCAUGAGUUCGAAUUCCGACGAUUGUCAGUGGUUUGCCAAUUUGUUUACGUUUUCUUAAUUUCGUUGGCAAACAGGAAGGAAAAUAUGCAUGUCACAACCAACUUACAUGAAUGAAUCUGUACUCAGUAUAAAGCCGUUUGAUUUUCGUCGUUUUUUGUGAGAAAAUUAAGAAAAAAAUGUUUUACAUUAAAGAUUUCCAUAGGUCCAUACAUACAGUGUUGUCUUGGGCUUACAACAUUUUGUAUGUACACUGUUGAUAUAUACAUGAUAUUUUAUAUUAUCAUAAAACCCUUUCUUAAUUCAUUAGUAUAGCUAUAUACUCAUAUAAAUUGUCAACUGUCCCCAGAGAUUUCACUAUAAUAUGUUGUGUACUAAAAAUUGGUACUGCUUUUUAAGGGUUAAAAGUCAUCAAACUCAUUGCACCGUUUGUGGAUUUAUGGUUAUUUAUUAUUCAUAAAUGUACUGGAAUGUCAAACAUUUUAUUGAUCGUUUGUGCAUGUAUACAGCUUAAAUAUAUUGUUUGUUUGUCUUUGACAUUUUUUUUUCAUUUUGAAGUUAAAAUUCCACUACCGUACAUGUACCAUAUUUUUUGUUUUUAUUUCACAAUGUUAAGAUUAGCAAUUACAUGUAUGUUCAUUUAUUUCUGUUAACAUUACCAAACAUCGGCAAGAAUCGGUAGGUGGGCAUGCUGUUGUUGACAGUGGAGAAACGACAGUCCCUUAUUCAGAUCUUGUUGGGAAUCAGUGUAUAUUUUAUGCUGUUGUUAUCGUUGAUUAUGUAUAUUCAGUUCAUAAUAAAAAAAUAAAAAAAUGAU
Molecule: messenger RNA, 3252 nt
Organism: Mizuhopecten yessoensis (Yesso scallop)
Lineage: Eukaryota; Metazoa; Mollusca; Bivalvia; Pectinida; Pectinidae
Product: store-operated calcium entry-associated regulatory factor-like
Exons: 7
Coding region: 194-1237 (347 amino acids)
Biological process (GO): regulation of store-operated calcium entry
Cellular component (GO): endoplasmic reticulum membrane
Source: RefSeq, a predicted model, not a curated record